Molecule: messenger RNA, 3144 nt
Organism: Mycotypha africana
Lineage: Eukaryota; Fungi; Mucoromycota; Mucoromycetes; Mucorales; Mycotyphaceae
Product: galactosyltransferase-domain-containing protein
Exons: 4
Coding region: 1-3144 (1047 amino acids)
Biological process (GO): cellular response to oxidative stress
Cellular component (GO): endoplasmic reticulum membrane
Molecular function (GO): hexosyltransferase activity
Source: RefSeq, a predicted model, not a curated record
AUGGCACAGACAAUCAUAUUACCUUUUCUCCGGCAAAAAAAGUCUAAAAAAGCCAAUUUAAACGUACCAAGUCGAUAUGAGUUACCGCUUUCAAUAAUACGAUCUUUCAGCUUUUUGCCAUCUCUAUUCAAUUUAGUGCAUAACCUCAAGCAGCUCUCUCAAUUAUCGUACCCAGCUGUUAGCGAUGUUAAGAUACUCAGGACAGAAACUUAUGUUGCAUGUUUAUGGUGCUUAUUGUCAGGUUAUUGGACUUGGACCCUAAGUAGGGCCAUGUUAGAUCGCUGGUUAUAUACCUAUGAGGUAAAAAACGCUGCUACUCGACUUUUAGUAUUCAUCAUUGUUACUGGAUACGUUCUCAACCUCAUCAGCUCAUCAUUCGUGGCCCAACAAAAACCACUACUUGGGCAAUUAAUAAUCUGCUUCGCCUUACUCAGUUUCAACGUGUUAAAGCUUAAAUUUACAACUGAUUGGAAAUAUCAGAAAAUGGAGGACGUUCUACCGACCAGCAAAAGAAAGUCUGACUUAUCGUCAAGAAAUAGCAGCAGCAUCUACAAUAAUACUGCUGCCCGUGUUCUCUUGCUUCCUCUAGUGAUAGUAAUGGGAUUAUCCAUAUUGGUUCUAUCAGAUCAGGUUUAUCUGAGUCAUCACCGUAAUGUUGCCCUUAUAGAUGACGAAAACUUCCUUCUUGAUCAUGAUCUGGCCAGUGGUAUCGAAGCAAUAAGCACCGCUGGCGGUGCAGCCACUAUCCUUGUGCUUAUAAUAUCCUCAUGGUCAAGCGAAGCGGCUCAAAGGCGACAUGCGUUGAGAGAAACCACUAUAAAUUGGAUAAAUGCUAAUAGACCAGAUUCAUCUAAUAUUAUCUAUCGCUUUGUAAUCGGCCAGCCACCAUCAUACAGUGCGCAACGAGAAAGGGCAGCUGCUAUUUUAAAAGAAUCAGAAAAGUAUCAUGACAUGUUGAUGGUCCCUGCUUCAGACCUCCGUGUGGAUAAAAGUCAAAAACUUUUCCAAGCGUUACGCUGGACAUCUAUUGCACAAAUCAAAUAUGAUUACUUGGUCAAGACGGAUGAUGAUGUGUUCAUACGAUUUGAUAAAUUACGUGAAGAAUAUACAAAAGUUCAAGAUAACCACUGGAGGGGAUUUGUUUACAGAAAUUUACCGACAACUUAUUUCAGACCGAGCAAAUUUGAAAGAGAGGUUGAUUAUACUCUGCCUAUUUUACCCAAGUUCACUUCAGGAACAUUUAUUCUACUAUCCAGCAACGUUGUUAAAAUGAUCAUUGAAACCAACUAUCCUCAGAAGUUUGUUGAGAAAGAUGAUGUUAACCUUUCCUUAUGGUUGUUCGGUUUUAAUGUCAACCCUACUCAUGAUAAACGUAUACAAGAUGAUAGUGACGUAUGUGAAGAGGACUUCUUAGCACAGCGCAUGAGUUCUUUGCAGCAACUCAAAACAAUGUACAGCAAUAUUAUCAAUCAAAAACCUCAAUGCACUGGUUUGAAUAGCCAAAAUAAGUGUGCCUUGUGCUAUUCCUGUUAUGAGAAGGCGACUAAUUGGCGUGCUGAAAAUUUCCAUUGUACUGAUGAGCAAGGGGUUUCUUUUACAUAUCAGCCUGAAUUUAAGAAAAUCGCAUCGCCUAAUGUCAAAGAUCCUGCCAUACCUUCUAUUAUUGGAGUGAAUGACGAAUGGAUAAUAAAGGAUGUUUUAUCUGCGCGUACAUCAGUCUACACAGAAGAUGAGGAGAACUGGCAUUUGCUUUACUGGGUCUGCUGGACAAGUGACCCCUCUACCUUUACUGAUCGCCACUGGCGCGCUUUGGAAAUGGUUUGGAUACAUGAACCAAAUGCUGUCAUAUUCAUGAUUUCCAACUCUUUACCCCAGGAUUUUUUCAACGACUACACUCGCCGUGGUUAUCGAAUUCAUGUUGUUAACUUCAAUAAGGAGAACCUAUUACGAUGGCAUUGGUAUUUUGGCGCUGGCACCUUAGAUUGGAUCAAAGAUUGGGAAAAAUGGGAAAACGGUAAAUUCUUCUACUGGCAUUUGACCGAUUACAUUCGCUGCCUAUUAUUGUACAAUUACGGAGGCACUUAUAUGGAUAUGGAUGCUCUUUGGAUACGAGUCCCACCCAACAAUCAACUGGAAUUCAUCGGGUCUGAUUACUCCCAAAUUUUGUCAGAUCGUGCCUGGACUUUAAAUGAUAAGGGCCUUUACCUACCUCAGGGCGUUAUGCGGUUCAAACGCGGGUGGAAAUUAUUCAGAGAAAUGGCAGAGAAUGCUUUUACAGCAUACGCUUAUGAUCCUGAUUGUUUCAAUUGUGGCGGCCCCAAAGCUAUCACAUCUUACGUUCGUGAUCGCCGUAUGGUGCUCGAAGAAGCCGGAUUCACCAUUUUACCACCUGAGGUGCUUUAUCCUAUCAACUAUCUUGAUAUUCACAAGCUUUUAGAGCCAGAUCCUUUGGCAGAACAAGAGCUAAGGUCCUCUAUUGCACCUUUCACUUGGAAUAUCCAUUUGUUCGGUAAAAUGACGAAUCACUUGCCUAUUCAGCCAGUUAGUGUGAUUGACUACGUGUUUAAGAAAUUUGACUUGGAUAUUCCUCACCGAGACACUACUACAUCCAAAUAUAUCUCCUCCACAGGUACUUCAGAUGUACCUCUACGUCUAAUGGGUCCUCGUGACUAUAUUUAUCGAGCUAUUUCUGAAACUAUGCUUAAGGAAGAUGAACAAAAAGGGAACUCACUGAAAUUACAAUCUGUUCCUGGUAAAUUCCAAGGUUUGGAUAUAAUUUACAUACGAGGAGGCCCUGAUCGUAUCCCGAGAUUAACUAUCGAAGCGGAAGCAGCCGUUGCUAAUUUGCAUUUGAGUACUGAUGUCAAUAACAAUAGCGGCUCUUAUGAAAGACGCAUCAGAUAUAAUUUAGAAGAUGUAUCUAUGCAAGAAGUCAAUGCAGUUCUAAACUCUAUUGAAUAUCGACCCACAAAUCUUAUGCUAGCGAACGGAGGGCGAGACCAUAUUACUGUGAAGAUUAUAUUUGAAGAUGAAAAAGGUGCCAUACGUGAGCAGCAGCAGUUAGACAUUUCCGUCGUUGUUAUAGAGCCUGCAGAAGAGGAUGUACUGCUAAAUUCAGACAUCGAUAUCGAUAUAGAAAAUUAA